Anneissia japonica is the source of this 1403-nucleotide messenger RNA. Its product is annotated as KATNB1-like protein 1. Gene Ontology annotation, cellular component: nucleolus. The transcript has 7 exons. Gene Ontology annotation, molecular function: microtubule binding. The coding region runs from base 139 to 1005 and encodes 288 amino acids. The record is from RefSeq and is a predicted model, not a curated record. Lineage: Eukaryota; Metazoa; Echinodermata; Crinoidea; Comatulida; Comatulidae.
UGAGAAUCAUCCAAUCAGAAAGAGAAAUCAAGCGGUAAUUUAAACGGAAAGAAAACAAACAAGACUAAAGUAAACAGAAGUGCGACGAUUUGAUAUUUCUUUUCUAUUCUUCACAUUUCUUGAUCACUCUAAAAAGUCAUGGCAGACCCAAGUGCCAACCAACAAGGAUUUAUCCGUUGGGAUAUGAAAAAGAAGAAAUAUAUCUGGGCUGGCCCACAAGAAGAACAGUCUCAAAGACAAGAUGACAAACCAUCAUAUGAUGAGAGUUUGUUGCACAAAGUUCAUAAAGGCCCCCUAUUGAAUCUAGGUCACAGACAGCCACUUAAGCUUUACAACCAUCAGCAUAAGAUGAAGCAACCACCUAAAAAUCAGAAUAUAGAGCACAAGGAGCACUGCGAACGCCCUCCCUGGAAUAAUGACAUCCAGUGCAGUGAGCCAACAUCUGAGAAACAAACCGUCCCAGAAGAUGAAGCUAUAAACCAAGAACCAGAUGAAGUUAGACAGAUAACAUCCGGUCACAAAAAUAUGGCAAUGAUACUAGGCAACAGGCUGAUACAAGUAAAAGCAGCUCAUACAUUUUGGCAGAAGAGUCCAGACAGUCUUGUGUCGUACCUGCUACGCACAAAUGAUGACGCCACCACUGUUGAUGUUCUACCCCACCUAAGCUUCAACGUUAAGAACAAGACAAACAAAGGGAAAGAGCUCACCAUGGGUGCUUGCUUAGAUCUUCUACCGGUGCUUCAGCGAAUCCUUGGAAGCAAGUACGAGGACUACAUCGUAGCGAGUCUGGAUAUGAUCUUGGGUAUUCUGCGGAACUGGUGGAAGGAUUUAGCAGCACUCGGAGAGAGCCCAUUAAAGAGCAGAGGCCUCCAAUGCAGCAGGAGUACCUCAGGUAUCUACACCUCAAUUAUUUCCAUGACUGAUGAUAUUAACAAACUGAGGAAAAGAGAAGGUAGAAUAGGAAGUAAAGCAAAGGUUAUAGGAGAUCUCCUUCAGAAGCUGUGAAGAAUGGCAGUACGCAAUCAGUUUUCAAGUCCGUCCAAUUACCUGCAAUUUUAAGAUAAUAUUUUAGUGCUGUAUUAAAACUGUACUUUUUAAUAAUAUUUCAAUGCAUUACUAUUGCCAAAUUCACAAAGGAUUGUCAAAUUUAUAACUUCAUAAUAAUACAGAUUAUAAUAAGCCAAUCCUAGGUUAUAAUACAGUACCAUAGUUAUAACAUUUAAAUAUUUUCUUUUAAAUCAGUAAUCAUUUUAGAUUACUAGAUAUGUUACAGCUGUUGCAUGAAAAAAAUAUUUUAAAAUACAGUAUUUGCAAAUUUUAAAUGCUAUAUAUAAAUUUUCUGAAACCAGAUGAAUUUUUCAAGAAUAUACAGUACUGGGGCCGGAUUUAUCAAACUAGAAAUC